AUGUAUUCGUACGGCUGUCUGGCACGCUGGGAGGACCUCUGGCCCGGGCAACAGCCCCUUCCCUACACCUACCCGGCCGCCCCUCUGCGGCUGCCGCCCAUCCAGACCUACCGCUUCUGCGGCCAGUCGGCGGCUCCCCGGGAAUACCACCGCUUCUACCGCGCGGGUGCGCCCCUGGCCGCGCCGCCUUGGUGGAACUUCCUGCCGCCCUACGCUGAGGCCCUCGGCCCGCCGUUCUCCGUCGCCGCCGGCGUCUCGGGGCGGCGAUCCCCGCCGGUUCCCACAUGGGAGUCGCCGUGGCCGGAGGGCGGCAGCGUGCAGGCGGAACUGCGCUGGGGCCGCGUGGAACGCACCCGCGGCCCGCGCCUGCCGCUGCCCGCCCCCGUGCGCCGGGAGCUGCGGCGCGUGUACGGCACCUACCCGCACACCGACGUGCGCGUCACGCACCGCCGCGGCGAGUUCCUGCUGGACGCGGCGCCGCGCGUGGGCGAGCCCGAGUACCGCGUGGAGAGGCGCCUGGAGCGCCGGCCCCAGAACGGCCCCGACGGCGGCGGCCCCGCGCGGAAGGCCGGGGAGCGCGGCCGCCGCCCGGAGAGGAGAGGCCGGAGCUGA
This is a messenger RNA of Perognathus longimembris pacificus (Pacific pocket mouse), 612 nucleotides long. It is a transcript of the gene C2H10orf95, whose product is annotated as chromosome 2 C10orf95 homolog. Bases 1 to 612 code for a protein of 203 amino acids. The transcript has a single exon. The record is from RefSeq and is a predicted model, not a curated record. NCBI's taxonomy places the organism in Eukaryota, Metazoa, Chordata, Mammalia, Rodentia, Heteromyidae.